Messenger RNA from Actinia tenebrosa (Australian red waratah sea anemone), 970 nucleotides. Its product is annotated as ephrin type-A receptor 5-like. Gene Ontology annotation, cellular component: dendrite; plasma membrane. Gene Ontology annotation, biological process: ephrin receptor signaling pathway; protein phosphorylation; axon guidance. The record is from RefSeq and is a predicted model, not a curated record. Lineage: Eukaryota; Metazoa; Cnidaria; Anthozoa; Actiniaria; Actiniidae. Gene Ontology annotation, molecular function: protein binding; transmembrane-ephrin receptor activity.
UGAACUUAAAACAUCAUCGKACUGCACUAACCGUGGGAAAACCAAAGCAUAGGACGCUGAACGGGAAACGUUCAUAAUACAGAUCUGAACAAACAAGUAUAGAGAUCAUUAAGGCAUGAUGGACAGCUUAAAGAUAGGAGCCGUUUUUCUUCUUGUAAUUUUGGUCCCUACCACCAUCACGAACAGCAUAGAUCAAGAUUUUGCGUCAGCUCCGCACAACGUAACCGCGUCAACUGACGGUGGUGAUUUUAAAUCUUACAUUACCUUAACCUGGUUAGAACCCAAACGUAUUAACGGCACGAUCACCAGCUAUAURAUAYUGUACGGCAGAACUGAUGGCAUUUCUGGUAACCWUAKUACAAUUGCUAAUUCCAAUAAAAGAAGUGUUACUAUCUACCACCUUCUGCCAUACCGAUACUACACACUAUAUAUCAGAGCCAAAACGUCUCUUGGUCAUGGGCRGUGGAGUUCUCCUGUSACURUACGGACCCCUGRWGGAGGUACCUGCUCUCUGUAGAGUAAUAAGGCAAUUGCACUAACAGGUCACGCGACCAUACCUCCCUUAAAACUAGUAGUCGUUCAAUAGUCUCAUUCAUAUUCCUGCACCCUUGAAAGGUAGCCCUGCCUUUGCAUCGAAGUGAGAGAAACGGUGAGCUUGCAAUGAUAGAGGCGUGUGAAAUAAUUGUCCAAGGUGUUAAAAAAGGUCUAUAUCAUUGCAAGCUCACUGUUCGUCUCGCUUUGAUGCAAAGGCACGGCUACCUUUCAAGAUGCUGCAUUUUUUAAACAUUUCGGUGACGCAUUGCAUUGCAAUCUUACUUGACAACCGUUUCGGCCCACGUUUAUCGUAUUUUGUACCAAGGAAAAGAAACAGACAUUAUGAGAUGUACAGAAUUUGUAAUUUUCGUUCUUAUUUGAUUCUUGAUACCUCUAUUCCUUUUCGUUGUAAAAUUUUGUUUGCCUAAAUAACACU